Acytostelium subglobosum LB1 is the source of this 1029-nucleotide messenger RNA. RefSeq lists its product as hypothetical. The transcript has a single exon. Lineage: Eukaryota; Evosea; Eumycetozoa; Acytosteliales; Acytosteliaceae. Gene Ontology annotation, biological process: potassium ion transport; proton transmembrane transport. Gene Ontology annotation, cellular component: mitochondrial inner membrane. The record is from RefSeq and is a predicted model, not a curated record. The coding region runs from base 1 to 1029 and encodes 342 amino acids.
AUGAGAGUAUAUCUAUUACAACUUUCAUCAAGAAGAUGGACACUAUAUUGUGAGAAGUCAGAGUUCUUGGUCAAGUCAAUGGACUUGGCCGCACCAGUUGCAGCGACAGGUACAACGACAGACAAGCCCAAGCCAACAGGACGACUAGCAUCAUUCGUACAAUAUCUCAAGACAAAGGCAGCCGAGUCAAAGAAGGAGAUUGAUGAUGCAGAGGAGGGCAAGGGUAUGGCUGGCAAACUAAAGACCCUGUUACGCAGGUUGGAAGGCACCAUUCAUCCCGAAGAAAAGAUGAUCUUUCAGUUCUCCAACGUCAACAGUGCAUCACUGAUCAUACAUCCAAAUCAACAUAAACAUAAUGAACAACAUCAUCAACAUCAACAUCAUCCAAUGAUGGACCAUCAUCAUCCUAAAAAGACAUCCACCCAGCUGGCGAUCAAUCAGUUCCACGAGACUCAUGGCAAGCCUCAAUUCACCAUCCACUACCCACCCGAGCUGGGCGCUCGCCGUGCCAACAGAUACGCACGUAUAGUGGCUCGCCAACGCACGGAGUACCACAAGCUGUGGUCUUUGAUCAACAUCUGUGUCAUACCAAUCUCGGUGGCCGCCUCGAUUCUGCCCGGCCCAAACGUGUUCUUGGCGUGGAACAUCUACAGACUGUACAGCAACCUGAUGGCGGUCAAGGGUGGCAUCAACCUGCUAAAGAUAACCAAUGAUCACUCGGCAAUACUAUAUCGCGAACAGGAAGUUGUCGCCACAGCCGACGCCGAGCAACCGAUCGCCGGCGAGAUAAUGUUCAGCGAGGAGAGCGACGGAGACAUCGAGACCAACCUUCUCGACGACCUAUCCUACGCUGACCGUAUCGCGUUUGUGCUGGAGCGCAACAAUGUCGAGUCACUGGCCAAGCGCUCGCGACUGCCCGGCCUGCUGGAACAUAUUCAGGACAUCGAGAGGUCUGAGAAGACGACGUUCCUUUCCAAGCCAACUGCCGAUCCAAUAAACGAUGUACCACCUGCGCAGUCGCAACAGUAA